GGGUUUUGGUGACUGGCAGUUGGAGAACCCCAUGAUUUUCAACCUUUCUCCACCCUUCGCGACCUCGAAUCCGAGACCGCGCCCUACGAGAGCCACGGAGAGCUUACUUAUCACAGCUGUUCGGGACAAGUCCGCCGAUGUCGUUCCGUUGGAAUCUCUCGUCAAAUAAUUGUUUCCUACUUUCUCUCUUUGUGCUUUUUUGGAGAAAAGAGAUAUUUUGUCCCUAUCUUUAUUACUCUGAGUGUGGAGUGUCGUCCUUCAAGUCUCUUUUAGAACAGUCACCCUUAUUUGUUGCUGGACGUUCAGUCUACUGUAGCUUGCUCGCUCGAUAGACCGCAGCCUUGCUUUUGGGCACGUAGCAUAGAGCACGCAACACACUGCACACGACCUCGACCUCGACCUCUGCACUCUCACCAAGAUGACGACGGAGAAACCUUUGGGCUUCGGCUACCAGUUCGCCGCCGGCGCUAUCGCCGGUGUGUCUGAAAUUCUGAUAAUGUAUCCUCUAGACGUGGUCAAGACGAGAGUACAACUCCAAGGCAAACCUGUCCCAGGUCAAGACUACUACACCGGCAUGGGCGACUGUUUCAGGAAGAUCAUCAAGAACGAAGGACCCUCCAGACUGUACCGCGGCAUCGGCGCGCCGAUCAUGAUGGAAGCGCCCAAACGAGCGACCAAAUUCGCGGCCAACGACUCCUGGGGCGUGUUCUAUCGCAAGCUCUUCAACGUCGAGAAACCGACGCAACCUCUCGCGAUCCUGACGGGCGCCACCGCCGGCGCGACCGAAGCCUUUGUCGUGGUUCCCUUCGAGCUGGUCAAGAUCAGAUUACAAGAUCGCGCAAGCGCGGGCAAAUACAACGGCAUAGCCGACUGUGUGGUCAAGAUUGUGAAGUCUGAGGGUCCCCUGGCGCUGUACAACGGCCUCGAGUCCACACUUUGGAGACAUAUUCUGUGGAACGCGGGAUAUUUCGGUUGUAUUUUCCAGGUCAAGGCGCUUAUGCCGGCGGUCGACAAGAAGGAUAAGGUCAAGGCUAUGGCUACGGAUUUCACAUCGGGAGCCAUUGGUGGUACCGUCGGCACGAUACUCAACACCCCGAUGGAUGUGGUCAAGUCGCGGAUCCAGAAUUCGCCUAAGAUAGCGGGCUCGGUGGCCAAGUAUAAUUGGGCUUGGCCCGGAUUGGGCACGAUGAUGAAGGAGGAGGGCUUUGCCGCGCUGUACAAGGGGUUCUUGCCUAAGGUGCUGAGAUUGGGUCCGGGUGGUGGUGUGCUGCUGGUGGUGUACACCACUGUCAUGGACUAUUUUAGAACGUUGGGUGCUCAGCCAAUCGUCUAGACGAGAAACGACGAGGCUAUGUGGAGAUCGACGGCCUUCCUUUGAUGCUAGGGGGCCUGUUCUCCUCUCAUGCGACAGACAAAGUGACUCCCGUGUUAGACUUUGUCUUGUUUCAGAGUCGGUAUCAUGGAUCACCUCAGCAUCGACAGGACAAGGCUCAACCUUUAUGGUCAUCACUCUGAGUUUCCGAAAGGGGUCCGAGAAGCGGGAGGUAACACAGCAAUAGACUGGGUCGGAAUUUUGGCAGGAGGAUCUAUUCGAGUCAUAGGCUUAACCUCUGGCAUUGCUGCUCUAGAUUCGAAGCUGCAAGAACGAGAGAGAUGCAGAGUCAGAAACGCGAACAUUUUUCAUUUCG
This is a messenger RNA of Exophiala viscosa, 1688 nucleotides long. Its product is annotated as MC family mitochondrial carrier protein. Gene Ontology annotation, biological process: transmembrane transport. The transcript has 4 exons. NCBI's taxonomy places the organism in Eukaryota, Fungi, Ascomycota, Eurotiomycetes, Chaetothyriales, Herpotrichiellaceae. The record is from RefSeq and is a predicted model, not a curated record. The coding region runs from base 419 to 1333 and encodes 304 amino acids.